Ciona intestinalis (vase tunicate) is the source of this 1235-nucleotide messenger RNA. Its product is annotated as transmembrane protein 205-like. Lineage: Eukaryota; Metazoa; Chordata; Ascidiacea; Phlebobranchia; Cionidae. The record is from RefSeq and is a predicted model, not a curated record.
UGAAUGUUUACUGUGGCGUUUUAUUUUAAUUUAGAAUUUUAGACUUGUGUAGCAGCGAAGUUUUGCAUAGAACAUUUUAUUCUGCUGACCCUGGGAAACAUGUUCGUUGAAAAAGACAGUCUUUACCGCAGACUUACAAGAUUCUGGCAUGUGUUUGCUGCAUUGGCAUUGCUCAGUGUGGGUUACAUACUGACUCAAAAUGAUAAUGAAAAAGCUGAAAUAUUAAAUCGACGCAUUUUAGGAAAUGAGUUUUAUCAAACUUUGGUUUUCCUUCUUUGUUUUGCAAUCAACCUUGGUAUAACGGUGUGGGUAUCUUUCCCAGCAGGUAUUAUUAUGUUUAAAACACUUGAUAGACACACUUUCACCAACGUCCAAAGUCGUCUCUUUCCUGUUUAUUUCAUUAUUGUUGGCGUGACUGGAUUCGUACAACUGGUUGUGGCGUUGAAACACAAAAGCUUCAGUUUAAGUUCAUCAAAUCCAGAUUUGCUUCUGCUUGCUUGUUUAUGUGUGGAGGUGUUAAAUGGAUUUUUGAAUGGUUGUAUCUUUGGACCUUACAUGUCUGGAAUAUUGCACAAAAAGAUAAGCUUGGAAAGAGAAGAGGGAGUAAUUCCACCAAUGAUUGGUUCCAAGUUGGGGGAAAAUAAGGAAUACAAAGCUAUAUGUAAACAGUUUGGAAUGGUACAUGGUUUGUCAACCAUAGUUAAUUUAUUGGCAUUUUCUGGCAGUAUUUAUGUGCUUUACUACAUCUCAUUGGAAGUGCAUCUGCUCGCAGAGCACUGUAGUUAAAAAAGUUGACACAAAGUUUUAAGAGUAUGUCCUGUUGUAAUUGAUAUUGAUAACAAAACAUUUGUAUGGUUUUGGCCAAGGAACAUACAUCAUAAGAAAACUAUCACUAGUGCAGUCUGUAUUUAUAAAUCUACAUCUGCACUGUGUGCAAUACGCAUGCAUGUGAACAAUCAAGUUAUUGAUGAUUAUCAUUUUCCUAAAUUUUGUUCUACAAUUUUGUAAAUAGUGUUUUAAAUCAACGAAACAGUUUGAUUUUCAACCAAGUUUUCAAUAAGUUUGUAUCUCAUUAUAUGCUGUGCAUCAACUUCCAAAUCUAUUUUAUCUUCAUUUUGUACAUCAGUUUCACAAUCCACUAUAAUUCCUUCUUCUGCCUUAUUUACUCGCAGAAAUACGUAGUGAUCCAGAUUUGGAACUGUAUAAUAAUGUAAAUAAAUCAUAAAGACAUCAAA